Molecule: messenger RNA, 4746 nt
Organism: Lethenteron reissneri (Far Eastern brook lamprey)
Lineage: Eukaryota; Metazoa; Chordata; Hyperoartia; Petromyzontiformes; Petromyzontidae
Product: guanylate-binding protein 1-like
Molecular function (GO): GTP binding; GTPase activity
Source: RefSeq, a predicted model, not a curated record
GUCUCUUCUCGCUCGCACACGGGAAGACGCCGCGCGACUCAAGCUGCUGACCUCAUGGCGACCUCCUCAUCCUCCUUCUUCACACCCUCCACCUCCUCCACCUCCUCAUCCUUCGAGGCGCCGCUGCCUCUGAUCGUGACGGACAGAGAUGGCAAAUUCGUGCUGGUGCCCGAGACGGCAGCGGCGGUGUCGCGCCUCGUCACGGGGCCCGUGGUGGUGGUGGCCGUGGUCGGGAGGUACCGCACGGGGAAGUCGUUCCUCAUGAACCGCCUCGCGGGGACCAACUCCGGCUUCUCCCUGGGCUGCACGGUGCAGUCUCACACCAAGGGGAUCUGGGUCUGGCCGAGACCCCAUCCACUGUCCAAGGACAAGUGGCUGCUGCUGCUCGACACCGAGGGUCUGGGAGAUGUGGAGUCGGCCGGAAGCACGCACGACACGUGGCUCUUCGUGAUGGCCGUGCUGCUGAGCACGACGCUGGUCUACAACGUCGUGGGCACGCUCGACAAGGAAGGCCUCGAGCAGCUGCACUUCGUGGUGAACAUGACGGACCACGUGAGGACGCGGGUGAAACAGGACGAGGACGAGCUCGGCUCGGACUUCGAGCACUACUUCCCCCCGCUGGUGAUCUGCGUGCGCGACUUCACGCUGAAGCUGCUCGUCGACGGAGAGCCGUGCUCGGCCGACGAGUACAUGGAGCACUGCCUGCAGAUGCGCAAGGCGGGGAUGACGCCGGACUGCCGACGGUUCAACGAGCAGAGGCAGCUCCUGUGCGGUUACUUCAAGGAUCGGAAGUGCUUCGUGUUUCCAAUGCCGACGCACCGGGAGGACCUGGAGUUCCUCGAGGGCCUCCCGGACGGGAGCCUCGACCCGGAGUUCCUGACGACCGCGGAGGAGUUCGCGGGCCACGUGCUGGGACGAGCCACCAGCAAGCACAUCGAUGGCGCCAUCCUCACCGGCAAAUCCUUCGUGCAGCUGGCGGAGCAGUACGUGACGGCGCAGCGCAACGGCGCCGUGCCCUGCAUCGAGAGCGCCCUGGAGCGGGUGACCACGCUCACCAACCUGCAGGCAAAGGAGGAGGCGCUGGCGCUCUACCGCCAGAGGACGGCCGUCGCCGUGACGGUGGACGAGCUGACGCCGCUCCCCACAACGGAGGAGCUCGGCCACCUGCACCAACGGGGCGUGCGGGACGCCGUGGAAUUGUUCCACGAGCGCUCGAUGCUCGACAGGCAGCACAGCCACGAGAAAGAGCUCAUGGACGCCCUGGCCAAAGAGUACCUGAAGUUGGUCAAAGACAACGCGGAGGCCUCGGCGCUGCGGUGCGAGCGGCGCCUGCAGGAACUCUACGGGCCCAUCAGGGCGAAGCUGCAGGAGGACGAGGCCUUCGAGAAGGAAGGGGUCUUCCGGGAGUACGAGAGGCUGAUGGAGCUGCUGCAGGCGGACUACCGCGACACCCAAGGCCUGGGGGACGAGAAGGAGAGCGUCCUCGUGGACUUCAUGAAGAGCAAGGAGGAAGGGAGGUCCCACCUGCUGCUGCUGGACAAAGCCAUCUCCCAGGCGGAGAGGGCGAGGCUCGAGCGGGAGAGCUUGGAGAAGCAGCUGGAGAUUGAGAAGCGAGCGCUGGAGCAGAAGAAGACUCAGCAGCAAGCGCAGAUGCAGGCGCUGCGGGAGCAGAUGGAGGAAAACAAUCGAGCAUUCGACGAAAAGAUCAAGAGCAUCCAGGAGCAAGUUACAGUGCAGAGCGACGUGAUGGAAAAUCAUAAUUCCCAGCUGGAAAACGUAUUGCAGGCGGUGAUUCCUAUUGUCAUGCAAGUUGCCGGCUUUUUCUUGAGGUGUAGGUUCAUGCGCAGGUAAUAGAGAACAAAGCUCUUCCCAAAUGCGACGGGGUUUCUCGUGUAUUUUGGGAGGCAGUCGAAGGCUUUUAAAUUCUUCUUAUUGCUUCUCUCGAGAGAAAUUUCACAGUUGUACUUUGUGAGAUGAGUUAUACUCUCUGUAGCGUGCCAGUGACUUCGUGUUAAUCGGGUGUUAACGAAAGUCAUAUUUUUGGUGUGAACUCCAGAAAAUACUAAAUGGUUUAAUGUGUGAUGAUAUCAUUGGGACACAUUACUGCAGACGUGGCAAGAUCGGAAAUCGCUGCAAUCCUCAAAAACGCUAAUACACUUAUUAGCAACAUCAGUAAGGAUGAGCGCUUUGAGCUUUCUCAGCCGACAAGGGCAAUGCCACCGUUACCAUGGACAAAACCACAUACAAUAACAAAAUUGAGGACCUAAUUAAUGAUGGUAGCUAUACCAAAAUUAAAAGAGAUCCCACCAACCGCCUCGUUACAAAAACCAACAAUAUCAUCACUGAUUCGACAUCUUUGAUCGAACCAACCAAGCGGUUUUCCUUAAAACCCUCUGCUGCUAGACCACCCAGAUUGUAUGGCUUACCAAAAAUCCAUAAAGAAGGGACACCCCUUCAUCCUAUCAUCUCCACCAUUGACUCACCCACCUACAAACUGGCCCGAUUUCUGUCUGAGACCUUACAACCAUUCACUGGUAAGACCACCUCAGCUGUACUCAACUCAGCUCACUUGGUGUCAUUAAUUAAGGACAUCUCACUAUCUCCAGGUGAUUUGCUCAUUAGUUUUGAUGUGGUCUCUUUGUUUACCAAAGUUUCUGUGCUUGAUACCAUUGCAAUCAUUGAAGAUUUGGUUAAACAAGGACUGAAUGCUGAUGUACCGGCCCUGGUGAGACACUGCCUCACCAACACUUACUUCACCUGGAAUGGAACAUUCUACAAACAAGUUGAAGGUACCCCAAUGGGUUCUCCCUUAUAUCCAGUUGUAGCCAAUGUUUUCAUGGGAAAAUUUGAGACAGAUGCCAUCCAGGCAUCCACUCUGCAUCCGUCCUUGUGGAAGAGGUACGUAGAUGGCACGUUCGUCAUCUGGCCGCAUGGUCGACCAGCUCUAAACCAAUUCCUCAACCACAUCAAUUCCAUACACCCAGCCAUCAAAUUCACCAUGGAGGUGGAAAAGGAUGGCAAGUUACCAUUCUUGGAUGUUUUAAUCAAAAAUAGACCAGAUGGCUCAAUGGGACAUUCUUUCUACAGAAAAGCCACCCAUACAGAUUCCUACCUAAAUCCUGACUCCCACCACCAUCCAUCUCAGAAGAAUUCCCUCAUCAAAACUCUACACCAUAGAGCUCAAUGUAUUUCAGACCGUCAUCACCUAGCCAGUGAACUGGAACAUGUACACCAAGCUCUCAAGAUGAAUGGAUAUUCAGACUACACAAUCCGUAAAGCUAUCACCCCAACCGUUGGGAAAAAAACAUCUGAGGACCCAAUCAAAGCCAUCACCUUACCAUACAUAGCAUGGGUCACUAAAAAUAUUUCCAAAAUCAUGAGCAAACACAAGAUCCAGGUUCGAUUUAACACAGUACAUAAAAUUCGUGAUCUGAUCCUAUCUGUGAAGGAUGUGAUCCCUGACAAGCAAUACCCUGGCGUCUACAAACUAAACUGUGUCGGCGGCAGUAUUUACAUUGGGUAAACUAAGAGACAUGUCUCGGACCGUGUUCGCGAACAUAAGGCAGAUCUGAAACACGGUAGGACUAAUACCUCGGCUUUGGCUAAUCAUUGUUUUAAUGCGGUGGGCUCACACGAAAUUGAUUUCUCUAUGACGAAGGUACUUUGCAAGCCCACUGGCUAUCAACAAAGAUUCGUUCAUUAAGCCAUCCAUAUAUUUAGACACAGACAAACUGAGCAAUCAUUAGAAGGACGUUAUCAACCAGUUUAAGUCAUAAUUGGCUAUGAUGUUCCCAUCCUACCACCUUCCGAUGUUAGUUGUGCUUUACGCCCAUUUCAAACUUGCACUUUCCCAGCCACUUUGCACGCCGACCCCUUGGUUGCGGCUCUGCGAUCUCCCAUUAACAUGCUAAUCUCUCAUUAACAUGCUAAUUUUAACUUUUGAUUGGUGGAAAACCAACCACCGUUGGGUUGGCUGUCCACUAUUUACAUUAUCAUUAUCUUCUGACAUUUGGGCUACAAGAGACGUGUGAAAACGGCCCCAUCGUGCUGCUAUCAAACCCCAAUGGUUUCAAAUGCUGUGCCGGCCCUCACACUGACGAUGUCUUAUCGGCGGAAUUGACCCCCCUCUGAAAAUGAGUGAAGAACGCCGUCUUAAAACGACACCAAAACCAGUUGCCACCACGGGGCGCGACGCUGCACUGGCGCACGCGGCGCGGAAAAUGAGCGCAAACUUUAUUACAGCUCAAGUUUGAUCGCUUAACCAGAUGGCGAAAACUACGGCUAAACCUUUAAUUCGCAAAAAACUUAACGCAACACAUUCUACCGACCCGUCAACCCAGAGGAGAGAGGGGCACACGUCGUGACUCCAACCAACACUGCCCAUUGACCGUGCCGGAUUUAGGCAUCGGUUAAGUAAGCUAGAGGACCCAUGGGACGGCCACCAGAAUAACAAGAAGUGGCAUUUUUUUCGAAGUCGGUAAAAAAAUAAUCGUUAUUUCCAGAGCAGCAAUCCAUGUGGGUACGGGACGGUGGUCUUUCAUAAAUAAUGUCACGGAGAAGUUCCUUAAAGAGCCGCGAUGCGGCUCCGGAACCGCAGGUCGCUGACCCCUGGCUGAGGCCCUCGCAUUAGGAGGGGCCUCUAAGUACCAAACAAAAAAAAUGACACGAAGUUUAAAGGUUUAUAUAAUCGGUUGUAUAUUGGCCUAUGUGUAUGUACAUAUAUAUCAUAAUAAAUAUAAAACUUGA